GAAAAAGUCAGCAUAAUUGUGAGAGAUUAAGAGAAGGGUAGAAAAGUCAAAAUAAAGAAGAAUCUCACUUGACAAAUUAAAAUCUGUGCUGCUCAAAGACACAGCCUUGCAACCCAAAGCGUCUCUCUUCUUUUCUUCUUCAUCUUCAUCUUCAUCUUCAUCUUCUUUCUCUUUCAUUUUUUUCUUAAUCGAAAACCUUUCAAUUAUAAUUGAAUCUGUUCUUCUUCAGAAACCGUCAAAAAGAGGAUUAAAGUCUGUUUCUUUUUGCAGGCAAUCCCUCUUGGCGCGUCUGUUUCAGCAACUGGGUUUUGAAGUUUUCAACAAAACUUGAUUUGGGUUUUGGUAUUUUGGUUGGAUUGGCGAAAAAGCAUGUCUUGUGUUCGAUGAUAUUCCCCAGAGAGAGAAAAGGUGAAGACUUUUGAAUCUUUUUUUUGUAUUUGGGGGUUUUGGUGGGGGAAAUAGAGAAAUGGCAGGUGAAGAUUGGAUAGAGCUCAAGUUUAGACUCGCUGAUGGCACUGACAUAGGUCCCUCCAAGUACAAUCAAUCUAUGACUGUUUCUUCUCUCAAAGAGAAGAUCAUCUCUCAAUGGCCUAAAGACUUAGAAAACAUUCCAAAGACUGUAAAUGAUUUGAAGCUCAUCAAUGCGGGGAAGAUACUGGACAACAACAGGACACUUGCUGAAUCAAGGCUUCCCGUUGGUGAACUUCCAGGAAUGAUCAUCACUAUGCAUGUUGUUCUUCGCCCUCCUACUUUAGACAAAAAGAGUGAAAAACUGCAGAAUGAUCCUCCCAUGAAGAAUCGUUGCGCAUGCACCAUUUUGUAGCUGCAAGUAAAUUGGAUCAUAUAGAGAUUUUAUCCUUCAUGAUAAUAUAUAGCACUGGGUGAUUGAUGCUCAGCUGAGAAGUUCCCUUAUUGGCAUAGACAUGGAAAAAAAAAAACAAAGGAUCUUCAUUACAGAACUUGUUUACAUUUGUGUGGUUGAUAAUUUAUUUUUCAUCUUUUCUUCAUUGUUUAUCAAAAAUGGCUCAAGAAAAUGUACUACAAUUCUUGAAGGAUGAUUGCUUUUUUAUAUA
Molecule: messenger RNA, 1073 nt
Organism: Brassica oleracea var. oleracea
Lineage: Eukaryota; Viridiplantae; Streptophyta; Magnoliopsida; Brassicales; Brassicaceae
Product: membrane-anchored ubiquitin-fold protein 6
Exons: 3
Coding region: 467-823 (118 amino acids)
Molecular function (GO): protein binding
Source: RefSeq, a predicted model, not a curated record